Messenger RNA from Adelges cooleyi (spruce gall adelgid), 709 nucleotides. RefSeq lists its product as uncharacterized. Lineage: Eukaryota; Metazoa; Arthropoda; Insecta; Hemiptera; Adelgidae. Bases 173 to 709 code for a protein of 178 amino acids. The record is from RefSeq and is a predicted model, not a curated record. The transcript is spliced from 4 exons.
UUCAAAAGUCCACCAAGGUAUUAGGUUUGCAUGCGGAGAAUGUGAUUUUGACUUCAAAUAUCAGGGGAAUCUAUCCAGACACUGCAUUGCCAAACACGCUGGUGCGGGGCGAAACGGGCGUCCAGGAAAUCCUCUUCAACAAAGGGCAUCGGUUAUUCAGCACACAUCACACAUGCCUUCAACAUCUGGUUUAGGUCGACAGACAGAACAACAGUUUUGGGAAAGCGAAGACGACGAAACAUUUGUCCAAGCCGAAAAUAAUAUGGCGUCAACUUCAAGAGUUGCUACAGGUGUAGAUAAAAGAUCGUUCGAAGAACUGUGUGACAGCGAAGGCGAUGAGGCAUGUUUGCAGGCUCUUGAUAGUAUAACGGUCAACAGAGAAAACAACGCAAAUAAUAAACGGUUGAAAAGCCACCGUUUAGAUGCAGUAACGAGAGAAGGAUUCGUUUUGACCACCACAGGGUUUAGAGGUUUAUGUAAAGCCUAUUAUAAGAAAAAUUUUAAUCAAUUAGCGGACUAUGAAUCUUUCUUGGCUGAUACCAAACCUCAACUAAUCGAACUUCUUAAAACACUCGUUGCUGAAAAUGCUAUCAAAUAUACGUUGAAACUUGAGUCGACUUACAAAAUCCCAUCCACCGAUGUUCUUGAAAACCGGGCUUUCAAGACGUCUGCGAAGACAUUGCUACCUGAGACCAUCAUUGAAGACUAA